Messenger RNA from Cyclocybe aegerita, 1380 nucleotides. NCBI's taxonomy places the organism in Eukaryota, Fungi, Basidiomycota, Agaricomycetes, Agaricales, Hemipholiotaceae. The record is from the annotation of a GenBank genome assembly.
AUGAGCCAAACUACUCCUACCUGCCAAAUUGAGCUCGAUGAGCUCCCCACAACCACCUUGGAACGUAUUCACUCCCUCGAUCAGAUAAAAACUAUUCAAUCAAACGGGCCCGAUGUCCUGACGGGAUCCAAAAUGCUCUCCGAAUCGCAGAACACGAAUAAUGGCGAUUUCGAGGAUACCCGUCCUCCUGAAGGAUUUCCUCUCGUCCGAAGUCCGGGCCUUCGCGUCGGGAAUUUCUUCAUCGACAAGAAGGUCUUGUACCUUCUUGGGUCGUGCAUAGGGGUUUUCACGGUCGGGCUCAAUGAUACUGCGACAGGCGCCAACUUGCCUUCCAUCCAAAAACAUUACAACCUGUCCUAUGAGACAAUUUCCCUCGUCUUCCUCGCGGGAUUUGGAGGCAAAUUGGUCUCAUCUAUUCUUAAUCCUGUGCUUCAAAAUUCACUUGGGACGCGCUGGUUGCUCUUGACAGCCGGCGUGCUCUACGCCGGCGGAUCUCUACUGAUCGCCUUUGCCCCUCCUUUCUCCCUUGUGAUGGUCGGGCUCGCACUCAUGGGCUUCGGUGGAGGAUUCUACGCGGCCUGCCUAACAAGUGUCAUUGCUCAUUUCGACAACAGUAGCUUCAUGAAUAUCCUGUAUGCCUUCUUUGGGGUCGGUGCACUAUCUGCACCAUUCAUCAUCGGAGGAUUCGCCAGCGCUAGCAUUUCCUGGAACCUGUACUACUGGAUCCAAUUUACUUUCGGGAUGAUCAUCAUUUUUGGAUUUUUGAUCCUCUUCAAAAACUACGUCGUUCCAUCGGACACAGAGCCGGAAGGCCGCACACUGCGCUCCACGUUUAUCCAAUUCGCACGGAUGAGGAUCACUUGGAUCGGUAUCAUUCUGACUAUCUUUGGCUUUGCAAUCACCCUUACACUCAGUAACUGGUUGACAUCCUAUCUUAUUGAAGUCAAGGGGACUAGACCAGACAUCUCGCGCUACCAACUAUCCAUGCUUUGGGCAGGCAUGACGGCUGGCCGAAUGUUCUUUUCUCUGCCGUAUAUUCGCAUCCGCGAUAGGUUUGGGAAUGCAUUAUUGCUCGCUUUACUCUGCGGAGCCAUCACAGUCCUCUGGUUGGUUAAAACGAGUGCCGCGAACUGGGUCGUGAUUGCUGCUGCUGGGUUCUUUUUGGGACCAAACACGCCUGCUAUUCUCUCUAUCGUUUCUGUCCGCGUUCCGAUGAGUCUAAAAGGGGCCGCCAUUUCGAUUACCCUCGGGUUUGGGCUCAUAGGCAAUUCCCCCUCGCGAAAAGCGCGACUGAUGGCGCGAAUGUGGUCUGUAUACGGUCGAAGCACGAGUUCAUAUGUGCCGUCCGUGCGACCAUGCGACAAAAAUACAAGACUUUGA